AUGCGCUCCACCACCGCGGAGAAGAAACCGCUGCCGGAGAAGAUGCUUACGGCGGCGCCGCUCGCCCAGUCCAGCACGGGCACGGUCACACAGUCACCGGUCGAGUCGUGGACGGUGGCCAGGGUCUCCGCGGUCGGCAUCGGCGUCGGCGUCGUCUACGGCUCCAUCAGGCUCGACAUCCUCAAGGUACAUGGAAUUCAUCAGGGAUGGGGAAGGGAAAUUCAUCAGGUACAUGUUUGGUUCAGAUUUGAGGUCAUUCUCAUGGCCGCCACGCGUGGGUCACGGACACCCCGAUCUGGCUCUCCACCUCACGCCGACGCGGUGCCUCCCGGCGACGACUUCCUCCUCCUCACGCCCUUGCCGUCCUCCUCCGCAAGACUUCACCGUCGCCUGCGCGAGCCCGACGCGUGGGAGGACGACGUCGACCAUGGAGCACCGCGGACGUGCUACCACCAUGGUGGGGACGAGGCGGAGUAUGUCGCGCCGGCGGCGACGACCAUGGAGCACCGCGGACGUGCUACCACCAUGGCUUGCUCAGAGGAUAGUGCAAGGAGAUGUCCCACAAGCACUGACAAAUUGUCGAAAUCUCCAGCAUUUGAUUCAUUUUGGGUGCUGUAUGUGAAAUACUUGUCAGAGAUGGCAAAGCUGUUCUAUGCAGGGUAUGCCUCCGAGCUAGCCGAUGCGUACUGUAUCCAGUGUUCUAUUGCAUCCGGUGCGACCUCAAAGAAUACCUUCUUCUACCUGGGCGUUGAGCGCCUCAGGGACGACGAGGUGCAGCGCCUGGGGUGGAAGCAGUUCAACUACACGAUGAUGAAUUUUUGCAGAGAAGUUCAGUUGCCUUGCGUAUGGCUUUACCAACAGUUCUUUUGUGCAGUUGACGCAAUGGGCCAUAUGACUCUUGGCAGGGAAGAAGCUAUUUGGGCUGAAUCAGACGAGGUGCUGGAGCAGAUUGGGAAGGGCUCCUUUGGCUCUGCGCUCCUGGUGAGGCAAAAGGUUGAGAGGAAGAGGUAUGUCUUGAAGAAGAUCCGGCUCGCCUGUCAAACCGUCAGGUGCCGGCGAUCCGCACACCAAGAGAUGGAGCUCAUCGCAAAAGUAAGGAGCCCAAUCAUCGUGGAAUACAAAGAUUCUUGGGUGGAGAAGAAACUCUGUGUGUGGCUUGUGCAGCUCCUGAUGGCGCUUGAUUACUUGCAUGCCAAUCAUAUCCUUCAUCGAGAUGUCAAGGUUGUUACAUUUGUAACCUUUAUCUGGUACUCACAUUUCAUUUCAGUUAAGCCUAGCCGGUUGCUCACCAUGCAUAGUACUUUUUUUCAGUGUUCAAAUAUAUUUCUUCCAAAGGACCAAAAUAUACGGAUCGGCGAUUUUGGGCUUGCUAAAGUGUUUACUUCUGAUGAUUUAGCUUCGUCGGUUGUAGGAACUCCCAGUUACAUGUACCCUGAACUUCUUCCUGACAUUCCAUAUGGCUCCAAGUCCGAUGUAUGGUCGUUAGGCAAGUCUUCCUAUCUAAUAUUCAGUCACAUGUCUUGCUCUGAAUGUCGCAUUGUUCUCUUGUCUAAACAUCUGCAAUUUUCAGGAUGCUGCAUCUAUGAGAUGACUGCGCUGAAGCAUGCAUUCAAAGCAUUUGAUAUGCAAACACUGAUAAACAAGAUUAACAAGUCUGUUGUCGCCCCUCUACCGACUAUAUAUUCUGGCGCAUUUAGGGGAUUCAUCGAAAGCAUGCUGCGCAGAAAUCCAGAUCACAGACCGUGCUGUAGAUCUGCUAAACCAUCUGCAUCUUCAGCCCUAUGUGUUGGAAAUCCAAUCGAAAUCAAGUCCGGCUCGCAAUAUGUUCCCAGCUAUACUUCCUAACAGACAUGAAA
Molecule: messenger RNA, 1856 nt
Organism: Triticum aestivum (bread wheat)
Lineage: Eukaryota; Viridiplantae; Streptophyta; Magnoliopsida; Poales; Poaceae
Exons: 17
Coding region: 1-1845 (614 amino acids)
Biological process (GO): protein phosphorylation
Molecular function (GO): ATP binding; protein serine/threonine kinase activity
Source: RefSeq, a predicted model, not a curated record